AUGACCGAGGAGCAGAAGCACUUCUCGGAGCACUAUCUGCUCUACGCCUACUACAAAGUUGAUGAGCUCAGAGUUCCCACGCUCGAAGAAACAAUCCGUGAACAUAAGCUCGCUAAAGCAGCACUAUCCGCCCAUAAAGAGGAAACGUUCCUAGUCAGCGGACAAACUCAAGCUCUCCUCGAUCGCUGCCACGCCGUCGAAGCCGCUCCCUGGAAGCUGCGCAAGGUAUCUCGAGAUGCGGACCUCAGAGGAACUUCUCAAAGCUUGCAUCAGCGUAGCGCAUCCAUGGAUGGUUCGAAGAAUCUCAAGAACGAGGCCCAUAGCCGUAUGCCUUCCCUCUCAGGCAUGCUCAGCACAGCCAAGAGGUUGCCUCCCCAGCGCAGAGGUUCUGAUGAAACUGUCGUUCAUGACCACCACCGUCGCUCUUGGGACGAAAGAGUCCACAUUCCUGGCGCAAUGUGA
Molecule: messenger RNA, 462 nt
Organism: Aureobasidium pullulans EXF-150
Lineage: Eukaryota; Fungi; Ascomycota; Dothideomycetes; Dothideales; Saccotheciaceae
Exons: 1
Coding region: 1-462 (153 amino acids)
Source: RefSeq, a predicted model, not a curated record